Molecule: messenger RNA, 7392 nt
Organism: Xiphophorus hellerii (green swordtail)
Lineage: Eukaryota; Metazoa; Chordata; Actinopteri; Cyprinodontiformes; Poeciliidae
Gene: capn7
Product: calpain 7
Exons: 21
Coding region: 627-3092 (821 amino acids)
Biological process (GO): proteolysis
Molecular function (GO): calcium-dependent cysteine-type endopeptidase activity
Source: RefSeq, a predicted model, not a curated record
GUUGGAAAACAAAUAAUUCUCACAUUUUUAAAACUCAAAACUUUCUGAUAAUGAUUUGCUAUACGAAGUUUUAAAAGAUUAAAAGAUUUUUCGUGGUGUUCCUGAACGCUAUUUCCCCAAGCUCAGGCUUGAUCUAAUUUUUCAACCCAGGUUUCUUUGUUCAUAUUUUUAAUGGAUUUGAGUCUUUGCAGUCGCUAAAUCAUCGUUUUAAUAACAAAAAAACUUCCCAUUUUACUACUAUUAAUAAGAAAAACGUUAAAAUUAGUUUUAUAACAACGUUCAAAUAUUAUUUUUCCUACUUUACUUAAACGCAGCAUGAGACAGCCGAGUUUGAGACCUCUAUUGCGGCUGCGCAAAUUGUUUUUUCCCCGGAAACUCCUCGGUUGUUUUGAUGUCGGCUGGUUUUGUAGUCAUUUAUCAUAAGGAGAAGCAGAACUUUUCCCUAGUCUGUUUAGUUGUGUUUUACUGGAAAGAACACGCAGAAUAACCUUUAAAAUGGGCAGUCGAAGUUGAUUAAGGAAACUGUGCGGUGAAUGAAGGUAAACAUUUACUUAAAACAGCGAUUAGCUGUCCUGUUCACUGGCUAGCAGAGAGCUCUUUACUCUAUCAUUAAAGUUGGGUUCAACAUGGAUUGUACAGCGCUGGAAGUCGACGCUUUCAAAUUCGCGAAAACUGCUGUAACCUAUGACCAGAAUGCCAAAUAUAAUGAGGCUGUGUUUUAUUAUAAGGAGGCAGCCCAGGCUCUGAUAUAUGCAGGCAUGGCGGGGUCCAAACUGGAGGGGCUCCAGGACAAAGUGAGUGAAUACUUGGACCGUGUUCAGGCUCUCCACAAUGCAGUCCAGUCCCAGAAGAGCGACCCGCUGAAAUCCCGCCAUCAGGUGGAUCUGGAGCGUGCCCACUUCCUGGUUACCCAGGCCUUUGAGGAAGAUGAGAAGGGGAAUGAUGAUGAAGCUAUAGAACUGUACACUCAGGCAGUGGAGCUGUGCAUCAAAACGUCAAACGAGUCAUCCGACCAAAAUCUUCAGAUGAAGCUGAAGCAGCUGGCUCGUCAAGCCUUGGACAGAGCGGAAGGUCUUAAAGAGUCGCAGUCCAAAUCGAACUCGGCACAGUCUCAGGACAGAACGAAGCCCAGCAGCGGCUCUGGUUCUGGUGGACCGGUGCGUCAGUUUUUCCCCCUUGGGCCAGACUUCUCCCUCCAUGACCGACAGCACUCUCAACCAAUCAGAGCGGUCCAGUCAAGUGAGCCCCAGGGUCAGCGGUAUACAUCGGAGGAGAUCGAGGUCCUCAGGAGUACAUCUACAAUCAACGGCAUCGCCUAUGUGCCCUUUAUGAGUGUGGACUUAAAGGAACGAUUUGCCUUCCCUGUGCCCUUCUCGGACAAAACCGGGAAACUCGCCCUGUCACCCAAACAGAAAGCCAUUUUCUCCCGCUGGGUUCGACCAGAUGAGAUCUGCAAUAAUCCCACCAUGAUCAUGUCUGUGUCCAGCUUCAGCAUCAAACAGACGGUGGUCUCUGACUGUUCAUUUGUGGCUUCACUGGCCAUCAGUGCAGCUUAUGAGAGGCGUUACAACAAGAAACUCAUCACCAGCAUAAUCUACCCUCAGAACAGGCGAGGGGAGCCAGAGUAUAAUCCCUGUGGAAAGUACAUGGUCAAACUUCACAUCAACGGAGUGCCCAGAAAGGUGAUUAUUGAUGACUACCUGCCGGUGGAUCGUAACGGAGAGCUGCUCUGCUCCUACUCUAGUAACCGGAAUGAGUUAUGGGUUUCCCUGAUAGAGAAGGCCUACAUGAAGGUGAUGGGUGGCUAUGAUUUCCCCGGCUCCAACUCGAAUAUUGAUCUGCAUGCACUCACCGGCUGGAUCCCUGAGCGCAUUGCUAUGCACUCUGACAAUCAGUCAUUCAACAAGGAAGACACCUUCCGCAUGCUCUUCCAAAGAUUUCAUAGGGGUGAUGUUCUCAUCACCACGGCAACAGGAGUGAUGACUGAGGAGGAAGGGGAGAGAUGGGGCUUAGUGCCAACACAUGCCUAUGCAGUUCUUGACAUCAGGGAAUACAAGGGAAUGCGUUUCCUGCAGCUGAAAAAUCCGUGGAGUCAUCUGCGGUGGAAGGGGCGCUACAGUGAGCGAGAUGAGAAAAACUGGACUCCAGAGCUCCUUAAAUACCUCAACUUUGACCCCAAGACAGCACAGAAGUUUGAUAACGGGGUUUUCUGGAUUUCAUGGGAGGAUCUUUGUCAGUACUAUGAUGUCAUUUAUCUAAGCUGGAACCCUGCACUGUUUAAGGACUCCUCCUGUAUUCACAGUAGCUGGGAUGGAAAGCAGGGACCUGUGAAGGAUGUCUACAGCCUCGCAAAUAAUCCUCAGUACAAGCUGGAGGUCCAGUGUCCAGCAGGGGGAGCCGCUGUGUGGGUGCUGCUCACCAGACACAUCACAGACAAGGACGAUUUUGCUCAAAACAGGGAGUUUAUCACACUGGUUGUUUACAAGACAGAAGGCAAGAAGGUCUACUACCCAGCUGACCCUCCUCCUUACAUCGAUGGGAUCCGCAUCAACAGUCCUCACUAUCUGACCAAGAUACGGCUGACCUCUGCAGGAACACACACCUUCACACUCGUGGUUUCUCAGUAUGAGAAGCAGAACACCAUCAACUACACUCUGCGGGUGUACACUGGAUGCAAAUUCACUUUCGCCAAAAUCCCAAAUCCCUUCACCCACACUAAAAGGAUCAAUGGCCAGUGGAAAGGAGUCAGCGCCGGCGGUUGUGGGAACUACAAGGACUCGUACAAAAACAACCCCAUCUACCAAAUAAACCUGGAGCGGCCCGCCCCCCUGCUGGUGGAGCUGCGUGGUUCCAGGCAGUACAGUGUCGGGUUUGAGAUGGUAACCGUGUCAACGGUGGGUGAUCCAGGAACGGCUUCCUUCCAGAAGAAGAACAGUGGAGAUUACAGAUGCGGUUUCUGCUACAUGGAGUUGGACCACGUCCCAGCAGGCAUCUACAACGUCACCCCCACCACCUUCUUGCCUAAACAGGAAGGACCUUUCUUCUUGGACUUUGCCAGCACUUCCCCCCUCAAAGUCUCCCAGCUCCAGUGAAGACAGAGUGCAGGACAAAAAACCAAACAGAAAAAGGGGAGGAAGGUAACGAAGAGAGGAAGGCAUUAUGGGAUCUUCAUAGGACUGCAGUUUAAAAAUGAGCAAAAUAAUGAGCGCUUCCUGCAGCUCCAGGAGUUCAGAAAGUGACUUCUGCUUUACUUCCACUGCCUUCACACAGUGCAGCCUCUCCAAGUUUAAAUGGGCAGAUGGUGGGUAUGAAGGUCUCUGUUAAAUGAACCAAGAAUAAUGCAUAGUUCUAUGAAAAACAAGGUUUGAUAAACUAUUAUUAAUAAUCUAAUCACGGGACACAAGACAUUGGCAUGAAAACACAAAUGUAAGGUAGUUGCUAACCUGGUCAGUUUAUGUUCGCUCAUCAUUGGCAUGGAUGUCAAAACACUUUUGGUCUUUUUAUGAGACAUUUGAACUUUUUUUUCCCAGAGUGGAAUAAUUAAACAACAUACUUUACAGUGGCUUUUAUUUAUUUUUUAUUUUUUUUAUGUGAAUCAAGUCCACAGUUUAUUUUUUACUUUUUCCCUAAUCCACAGAAAUUAAAAUAUUUAUAUACACUCCACUAAUAUUUGAAUAAAUUUCAGAGAAACCAACAAGAUCUUGAAAUAAUUCUGGGUGAAUAUUGAUCCUCUUCUUAUCAUCUGCUGAAUUACACCGCUCUCAUUCAGAAACAACCAAUCAGAGCCGGGAGGUGUGUCUUAGUGCUGCUAAUCACCCUCGUGUACACGCUGCUCACACUGUCCCGCUAGCUCACCACAAGGAGCUAGUUAGCAUGGUUACUGGUGAUGGAUGAUACAGAUUUUCUGUAAUGUUAAGUUGCUUCUCCACCAGUUGCACAUUGAGCAACGCUUGCAUAAGGUUGAUCGACUGUAUCAGGACCUUCCUCCAGGCUCUGAUUGGUUGUUUCUGACCGGGAACGGUUUAUUUCUGCAGAUGGCAGUAGAAGCACUGGCAUGAGCUUUCACAAAUUAUCUCACAUGUUACAAACAAAUAUGUAAGAGAAAACAUUGUUCACAAAAUUUAACACUGCAGCUUUAAGAUAGUUGUAUUAUUUAUUUCAAUAGCAUAAUCAGACGCUGGAAAAUUAAAUGCAGGUAUUUAACAAUAAUUGAUAAAGAAGAUUUUUUGACCUCCCUUCCCUGCUGUCUUGUUUCCAUUAGGAGACUUAAGAACAUCAACACAUAUCUUUCUUGUUUUUUUAAAGAGUGGCUAAGAAAAAUGGGUCUCACGCCAUAUUUUAGACCCAAGGAAAACAGGAAUGGAAGUGUUUCAGUUAUAUUUAUUUAACAUGGGGGGAUUUUUCAAUGUGAGAUCAAUCUACAGCAAUAAAAAAUGAAGGAUUUCACACUGUAUGUAUGUGUGCUUUAAGUAGAUUUGUAAAAUGAUUGCCAAGUUACUGAAUGUGUCUCAACAUCACAGUUUGGUUCUAAAGUUCCUAAAGCUCAUGAGGUCACUUUACUUCUGCUUCUACAGGAAUAAAAACAAAAAAAAACAAAAAAUGUUUCCUUGAGUUAGUUAUCAAAUCAGUCGACCAUGACUUAAUAUGAUAGAGAAAAACCUGAUGAGAUGGUAACAUAUUGUAAAGUGUUUCCACCAAUUGGCUGCCAACAAUGUCACAUGGCAGGAAAUGUUCUUCUUCUUCUGUACCUUGUUGUGGUUUUUAAACUCAGGAGCAGCACAGGGAAUCCAGCAUGGCGGCAUCUGAAUGAUGUCUGCUCUUUGUGUCAGUGUGGUGCUGAGUGAGUCUUCACUGCAGCACCUGCUUCUGGCAGGUGUCACUGUACUGUAUGUGUUCUACCUGAGUCUUUAUUGCCAAGUAUCCAUGCUCUGUUUAUCUUUGCUGCACUUUUUUCAUGUUAAUCAUGAAACUACAGCAGUGGAGGAAAUUAAAAUGUGAUUUUCUCUCAACCAACCUCGUCAGAUAAAUAUCUGCUGCUCACCGGGAGAAUAAGACUUGGAUCUGUUCUUUAUGUUAUACUAGAUUUCACUCAAUUAUGGCUUCAUCAAUGAGUGAAUAUUAUUAGACUCACUGGAGUUUAGUGCAGCUGAGAUUAUUUUUGACUUUUGAAACUGAAAAAGUGGAUUUAGGACAAAUUCUUCUCCAUUUUGGUGAAUUGAAUUUGCUAAACUUUUGUGGCGUCAGUAGCUCCAUCACAGUAAGGCAUACUGUGAUACUGCUAAACUCCAGAAAUACUUCUAAGUGGAUGAAAUGGGUUUAAUUUUAUUUUCAAUUUAAAAAGGCUGAAUAUUGUGACACUAGGGAUUACUGGUUACUCAAAAAAAUGUUUAAACAUUUUCAAGGAAUGGCAAGUCAUAUUACAUAACUCGUCAUUAGUUUUAGAUCUGCACAGAUGAUUCUCACAUAUUCUGUGCUUUCGGUUAUCAUGACCUUUCCAUUCAGACUCAUUAGAUUUCCCAGAAUGCUGUGUGCCAAAUGCUGACUAUAAUAUUUACCAUACAGCAUAAAACUGACUUUUGUUGACCACAACAUUCUGCUGCUUUACACUCAAGUUGUUUUAAAGGUUUAAACCCAUAUUUUUGACUCACCAUGUGCCACCAUGUGCAGUAAUAUGACUGGCUGUAAAUGGAAUGUUGGCUGGGCUGUUAAAGGGUAAAAUAAUAUUUUUUACAUGUUUCUUUGAAUUGUCCAUUAUCCAGAACUUCUGUGUACCAGUUGAUACAUAAUUUAUUGUCAUAAAAGCCAUUUUUCUCUGUCAUUCUAUUUUAUUUCUUUGAUUUGUUUACCAGUGAAGUGGUCUACAAAUGCAGCAGGACAAUCUUGUACCAGCCUGUUGUAUGAAUGUUGAUGUAAUGUUUGCAGAACUUGCACUAAAUGUUGAGUAGACUGAUGUGAUUUACUCAAAGUUUAAAUACAGGGAAAUGAUUAUAUCAGUUUCUGCCUCCAAGUUACUCAAUACAAGAUGCAUUUACCUACUUUGUUUAUAAAAAGUUCAUUCAUCCAUCCAUUUUCUUUACAUCACAUUUCACUGAAUUUGAGGUCGUUUUAGUCAUCCUGUUGUUGAUUUCCUGCUAUCUAUGGACUCUGUCUCCUGUUGCAGUACCUAAUUUUGUCCAGGUUUCAAAAACAGAAACAUUAAUGGAUGCUUUCAGAUCUGUGUUUUGUAAAGCUUUGUUCCACCAACUUUCGCCAUUACUGAGUUCGCUUUAGGAACUUCAGUAAAAAAAUAAAAUUUAAUUUUUAAUUUUUAUUUUUUUAGCUUUUUUGCCUUUAGCGGUCAUUAAUUAAGUGUAAAAAAAGUGGGAUGCUACUGUUAUAAAAUGAUUUGUAAAAUACAUUUUAACAUGCUUUAGCAUUGUGUAUUAGCAAUUAGCAUAGCUAGCAUUAUUACAACAGUGGUUUCUGUGUGUAAGACCCUUACCUGAACUCCAAGACUUUAAAAAUUCUGCAAACAUUUCUAAAUCCAGCAUGUUUCAUCACUGGUGAAUCUUAAAACCUUGCAAAGACUGAACUGGGCUACAUUGUAAUAAGUUCAGUGAUCUUGUUAUUACUCUCAGCCUGAAUUAAACACGUCAGUAAAUAGAAAUACUGCUUUCAAGCCGCUAUCUGAUUAUUCUUUUUUAAAAUUCUUAUUUAACUGGGAAAGUCCCAUUGGAAUUAAGAAGUUCUUUUUGUAUCGUUUUGCUUUCUGAUAAUAGAAAAAGUUAACUUUCAGUUAUGUUCACACAGUAACAACAUCCCCACUGAAGAGAGUUAGUCUCACUUGGGAACCCUUUAGGACUUAAGUAAGGGUUCACACACAGGAGAAAGAUGAGUUUUUUUCACGUGCGACUGACCUGUCAGGCUGGUAAACAAUGUAUUCAUGCCAGUGUGUAUUUUGUUUCUGACAAAUGAUCUCAUAUUUUACUUCGGAAUGCAUGUUAGUUCUAAGUUAGAAACAUAAAAAAUUGUCUAAAAUGUAUCUGUUAUUUCUUUGUACUUCUUGAUGUGACAUCAGGGAAAAUUCCAAACUUUUUCAUAAAUAUUAGUCACUGAUUAACCUUUCCAACUAUUGAGUGGUGGACUUCAGACCCAUUCCCAGAUUAUCAACACCACCAGUGAUUUCUUAAAGAUUUUUUUCUCUAAUCUUUGAUACUCAGUUAAUGCAAACCUUGAUUUCAUAGAGGUGCUUACACUUCCCAAUGUUUAGCCAUUCAAGCCAAAUUGAUUAGCUGCACCUGCUUUACUCAUUUUUUUCAUUUGGUUCCAAUAGUUUCCAUAAUUUUGCAAAUAAAUUAUCUCACUGUAGUUUUUCUUACAUCCACGUACCUUCCAGAUGGUCACUUUUAACUG